Phragmites australis (common reed) is the source of this 1378-nucleotide messenger RNA. Its product is annotated as protein LIKE COV 2-like. Bases 235 to 1011 code for a protein of 258 amino acids. Lineage: Eukaryota; Viridiplantae; Streptophyta; Magnoliopsida; Poales; Poaceae. The record is from RefSeq and is a predicted model, not a curated record. Gene Ontology annotation, cellular component: Golgi apparatus. The transcript is spliced from 8 exons.
GAGGGGCAGCUUGGUCACUCCGCCACGCCAGGGUUGACGCCGUCGAUUCGUCGUCUCUCUCUCGGUGACCCGUCCCUUGCGUACUCCGCCACCAACCACUUUACUUGCUGCUACUCGCCGCCAGCCAAAAGCAACCGCCCCCGCCCGGCGUCCGCAGCGACGCUUCACCUCGCAUCUGCGCCGUUCCACCCGCCCCGCGAGAAGCUUCCAGAAGGGGGAGGCCCAGGCGGAGUCAUGGCGGAGGAGAAGGAGUCGACGUCGAUCCCUCUCAGCCAGGCGGCGGAGGCCGUCGACCCUGAGGAUCCGGUCAAGUCGCCGCCGCGACCCAGCUCGCCCACCACCUCCACCCGCAAGGCAUGCUGUGCUGUUCUUCAAAGUUGGGUGUCAAGAAAAUUUAUGACUGGAUGUGUAGUUCUUUUCCCUGUUGCAGUUACGUUCUUCAUCACAUGGUGGUUUAUUCAAUUUGUUGAUGGUUUUUUCAGUCCACUAUAUGCAAAAGUUGGAAUCAACAUAUUCGGUCUCGGUUUUUUGACUUCUCUGGUAUUCAUAUUUCUGAUCGGAAUAUUUGUUUCUUCAUGGGUGGGUUCAACCAUCUUCUGGGUGGGAGAAUGGUUUAUAAAGAAAAUGCCAUUUGUAAGGCACAUAUAUUCGGCGUCAAAGCAAGUCAGCACUGCGAUUUCACCAGAUCAAAAUACGACAGCAUUUAAAGAAGUCGCAAUAAUUCGUCAUCCACGUAUUGGUGAAUAUGCAUUUGGAUUCAUAACAUCAACAGUGGUCCUUCAGACUGACAAAGGUGACGAAGAGCUGUGUAGCGUUUAUGUGCCAACAAAUCAUCUAUACAUUGGUGAUAUAUUUCUGGUGAACUCUGAGGAGAUCAUAAGACCUAAUUUAUCCAUUCGAGAAGGAAUUGAAAUAAUUGUCUCAGGAGGAAUGACCAUGCCACAGGUGAUUGCAUCACUAGAGCCCAUGCCGCGGAAAAUCCAGAACAUUCGUCUAAACAUAAUGUCAUGAUGUGUACAAGUCAUCAAUGCAACAAGAUAGGGUGGUUUGGGUGCUUUGGCUGUUGGGUCUGUUUAUCCUAUACUGUUUCUGAUGUGUUAAAUGUGAAGUUUGGAUAGGGGAAUACCUUAUGCUGAUUGCUGAGCCAUCGUAGCAUUCCAAACGCAGGGUGGAAGUAUCGUCUUGAUGCUCUGGGAUGCUGGGAUACUAUCGUAUCACUCCUGUUGUGGUACUCUUUGUGCACUAACUGACGCAUGAGAAGUGUAAAGUAGCGUGCCUGAUUAAAUUCGUUUGUAACAGUACGCUGUAUAAUGCAAAGUUGCCUUCGUGUUACAUUACAAGAAUGCACGACCCUCUGACUUGCUUUCUUCUUUCAGAA